Messenger RNA from Fusarium tjaetaba, 597 nucleotides. RefSeq names its product siderophore biosynthesis. The transcript has a single exon. Lineage: Eukaryota; Fungi; Ascomycota; Sordariomycetes; Hypocreales; Nectriaceae. The coding region runs from base 1 to 597 and encodes 198 amino acids. The record is from RefSeq and is a predicted model, not a curated record.
AUGGUCAAAUCAACUCUUUUGACGGCUAUUCCCCUGCUCAUGCUCGCCGAGCAAGCCCUUGGAUUCGGCUGUUCAACGCACAGCUACACAACAUGCGAAGAUAAAAUAGUACACUGGUUCGAUCCCGACGACGGCAUGAUUUGCGAUCCCCUCGACUGCGGCGGCGGUCGAGCACCUCCCAAGACUGGCGUGCCUGGAUGUGCCGGAUAUACCGGCACCGAAACCAUCGGAACCUCGUAUCUCUCGUGCUGGAAACCUUCGACUACGCUUGUUGCUGCAGCUGCGGAGACGACAUCGGAAACGACUGUGACGGAAACUGCUGAGCCUAGUACUGUGAUCAAGGUGGAGACGAGGACUACGACGAGGCAUUUCGUAUCUGAAUCGGCGGAACCGCUUGAAUCAAUUAGAGUCACUGCGACGGCCGGAUCGACUACCGUGGCUCCUGUACUGCCAUCGCAAAGUAAAUCGACCCAAGCUGCUUCUGCUUCUACGCCUACUGCUGCAGCUACUACAGCUGCGCCAAAUGCGGCUCGAGUUAUGGAGGGUUCUAUUGUUGCCGUCGCUGGCGUGGCGCUUGGAGCAAUUGUCCUCCUGUGA